UUGAGUAACAAUUAUCUUGAAGAACGUUUCCAGCUAGGAACCAUUAUCAAAAACCCGGUGCCAGAGCGGCGUGACGUUUGACUACGUUCCUGGUCUGGCACUAGUGACGGGAGGCCCAUGUGGUGUUACAAUAAGUGGUCAGGCAAACUCAAACGCUUAGGGACGCUUCCACGAAGUACCUCCAGCACCUGAAUGUUCGUGUAGUGCACUUUAAGAAGAUGCUGCUGGAAGCGCUGGACGGGGACGGAACGGUUGUCUACGCAGCCGCUGCCGCCUCGGUGCAGGUUCAGGUGGAGCCGGUCGGACGAUGGCUGGAGGCAUAUUUAAAGAGGAGGAGCAGAACUACGUCAGCUUCUUUCCAGGAGCUGGACGAAGAGGAGGUGUCAUCUGAGGAGUCGGACGAUGAGGAGUUUCAGCUGGAGGAAUACCUGAUGCUGCGCACGCUCGACCCCAAAGAUUGGAAGAAUCAGGAUCACUACGCCGUCCUCGGCCUCCCACACCUGAGGUACAAAGCCACACAGAGACAGAUUAAAGCAGCCCAUAAAGCAAUUGUGUUGAAGCAUCAUCCUGACAAGAGGAAAGCUGCUGGAGAGCAGAUUGUAGAAGGAGACAACGACUACUUCACCUGCAUAACUAAAGCGAUAGAAAUCCUGUCCGACCCUGUGAAGAGAAGAGCCUUCGACAGCGUAGAUCCCACCUUCGACAAUGCCGUGCCGUCAAAGGGAGAAGGCAAAGAGAAUUUUUUUGAUGUCUUUGUUCCAGUUUUUGAAAGAAAUGCAAGAUGGUCUUCCAAAAAACAUGUGCCUAAACUUGGAACCAUAGAGUCAUCGUUUGAGGAAGUGGAUAAUUUUUACUCUUUCUGGUAUAAUUUUGACUCGUGGAGGGAAUUCUCCUAUUUGGAUGAAGAAGAAAAGGAAAAGGCUGAAUGUCGAGACGAGAGGAGGUGGAUUGAAAAACAGAACCGAGCUUCGAGAGCUCAGAGGAAGAAAGAGGAGAUGAACAGAAUACGAACACUAGUCGAUACUGCGUACAGCUGUGACCCUAGAAUAAAGAAAUUCAAAGAGGAAGAAAAGGCACGGAAAGAGUCUGAGAAGAAGGCCAAAGCAGACGCCAAGAAGAGAGAGCAGGAGGAGAAGGAGCGGGCCCGACAGGCAGAGCUGGAGGCGGCUCGUUUGGCAAAAGAGAAGGAGGAGGAGGAGGCCAAACUGGCAGCUCAACAGGCGAAGAAAGAGAAGGAGAUUCAGAAAAAAGCCAUCAAGAAAGAGAGGCAGAAACUCAGGACAACGUGCAAGAACUGGAAUUAUUUCGCUGAGAAUGAGGCGGACAGUGUGAAAAUGAUGGAGGAGGUGGAGAAGCUGUGUGACAGACUGGAGCUCACCAGUCUGCAGUCCCUGAACGAAGUCCUGGCCUCAGGCUCCAAAGAAGACAGCAAGGCAGCUGUGGAAAAACAGGUCCAAGAAGUGAACGCUCAGCUGCAGAGGGAGAAAGAAGCCGAGGUCCAGGCCAGACAGGCAGCCCGUAAUGCUGAGCAGGCCAUUGGGGGAGGAGCGGGAGGAGGGAAGGGCUGGAAUGAGGACGACCUUCAACUGCUCAUCAAAGCUGUCAACCUGUUUCCUGCCGGAACCAACGCCAGAUGGGAAGUUAUUGCCAACUACAUGAACUUACACUCCACCAGUCAAAUAAAGAGGACAGCCAAAGAUGUCAUCAACAAAGCCAAGAAUCUCCAACGACUCGAUCCACUGCAGAAAGACGAGAUAAACAAGAAGGCCUUUGAGAAGUUCAAAAAGGAACACUCGUCAGUGGCUCCGUCCAUCGACAACGCCGCGCCCUCAGAGCGGUUUGACUCUGCUGGUGACAGUAAUGCUGCACCUUGGACCACAGAGGAGCAGAAACUUCUGGAACAGGCUCUGAAGACGUACCCAGUGAGUACGCCUGAGCGCUGGGAGAAGAUCGCUGCGGCUGUGCCAGGACGAAAUAAGAAAGACUGUAUGAAGAGAUACAAGGAACUGGUUGAAAUGGUGAAAGCUAAGAAAGCUGCCCAGGAACAAGUGGCAGCCAAGAGUAAAAAAUGA
Cynoglossus semilaevis (tongue sole) is the source of this 2072-nucleotide messenger RNA. RefSeq names its product DnaJ (Hsp40) homolog, subfamily C, member 2 (gene dnajc2). Gene Ontology annotation, biological process: regulation of translational fidelity; 'de novo' cotranslational protein folding. The record is from RefSeq and is a predicted model, not a curated record. NCBI's taxonomy places the organism in Eukaryota, Metazoa, Chordata, Actinopteri, Pleuronectiformes, Cynoglossidae. The transcript has 16 exons. Bases 219 to 2072 code for a protein of 617 amino acids. Gene Ontology annotation, molecular function: Hsp70 protein binding; ribosome binding. Gene Ontology annotation, cellular component: cytosol.